GGGAUGUCACCACACGGAGCAGCCGCUGCCAUGGGGCCCGUGGUCCUGACCCUCGCCCUCCUGGGCACUGCAGCCACCACGGCCGACAACUGUCCAGAAGUGAAGAUGCUGGGGCUGGAGGCCGACAAGCUCACCAUCCUCCGGGGCUGCCCGGGUCUGCCGGGGGCCCAGGGGCCCAAGGGAGACACAGGCACCGAGGGCAGGAGAGGAGACCCAGGGCCAUCAGGAGUCCAAGGGAAUGCGGGACCCCCGGGGCCCAAAGGAGACCGAGGGGAGAAGGGCGCUCGUGGAGAGAAAGGAGCCUCGUGGGAACCUGAGCGAUGUGACACAGGACCUCGGAGCUGCAGGGAGAUGCGCACCAGGGGCCGCACCCUGAGCGGCUGGCACACCAUCUACCUGCCCGACUGCCGGCGGCUGACCGUGCUGUGCGACAUGGACACGGACGGCGGGGGCUGGACCGUGAUCCAGCGCAGGGUGGACGGCUCCGUGGACUUCUACCGGGACUGGGCCGCCUACAAGCAGGGCUUCGGCAGCCAGCUGGGCGAGUUCUGGCUGGGCAACGACCACAUCCACGCCCUGACCGCCCAGGGCACCUAUGAGCUCCGUGUGGACCUGGUGGACUUCCAGGACACCCGACAUUUUGCCAAGUACCAGUCGUUCAGGUUGGGGAGCGAGGCCGAGAAGUACCAGCUGGUCCUGGGGGCCUUUACUGGGGGCAAUGCCGGUAACUCCCUGACCCAACACAACAGCUCCCUGUUCUCCACCAAAGACCGGGACAACGACCGGUCCUCCUCCAACUGUGCCCAGACUUACCAGGGCGCCUGGUGGUACUACAGCUGCCUCUCGUCCAACCUGAACGGGCGCUACCUCAGGGGCUCCCAGCAGAGCUCUGCCAACGGCAUCAGCUGGCAUUCAGGGAAGGUUGUCAACUACAGCUACAAGGUGGCCGAGAUGAAGGUGCGACCCGUGUAGGGCCGUCGGCGGCCUAGAGUGUCUCUGAGCAGGUCCCACGCCCCCAGCACGGGCACAGGAGGCCUCCACACAGUCAGAGCUCGCCCUGGCCGCCCACCACUCCCCGGCCCAUCAGGGACCCUCAGCUUCGAGACUCCGACCUACUCCCGCCUUCCUAUUCCGCCUGCCAGGGUGAGGGUGACCCUGACCUUGCGCACUCAUGCAUCCUCAAUAAAGCUUCGCCUCGCUCCGCAGGCACACGA
Molecule: messenger RNA, 1214 nt
Organism: Myotis daubentonii (Daubenton's bat)
Lineage: Eukaryota; Metazoa; Chordata; Mammalia; Chiroptera; Vespertilionidae
Product: ficolin-2-like
Biological process (GO): complement activation, lectin pathway
Molecular function (GO): carbohydrate derivative binding; antigen binding; signaling receptor binding
Source: RefSeq, a predicted model, not a curated record